AUGUUCAAGACAGCGAUGCCCUUCGAGGGUCUGGCUGUAGCAGUCUUUGUUGUAUGUAUCUUCAUGGCCGGCUUAUCGAUCAUUGCUGUGCUAUUGAGGUGCUUUGUGAGGCUGGGCCUCGUUCGUGGUGCAUUCGGCUGGGACGAUGCACUAAUGAUUGUCGGGUUGGUUUUGUUCAUUGGUCUCAACUCAUGCUGCGCAUUUGCAGCCACAGAGGGCGUGGGGCAUCAUGUCACCGAGUUUCCGAACCCGGAUAUCUACAAAGAGACUCUUUGGAAAUGGUGGCUCGGACAGCAACUCUAUCUAUGGUCCUCCGCCGUCGUCAAGAUCUCAAUCGCAUUCGCCCUGCUGCGACUAGCGGUGAAACAGUGGCAUCGCGUUAUUCUUUGGUCUAUUGUGAGCACUGUGAUAGUUAUCGGCCUGUUCUUUUGGCUCGUCCUUCUCUUUGACUGCAACCCUGUCCAGUAUUUCUGGAACAGACUGGACCCGAAUUAUCAAGGAAGUUGUCUAUCUACAAAAAUCCUGUUGGAUGUUGCCUACACCUACAGCUCGGUCACGAUCCUCUGCGACUUCACCCUGGGGGGCUUGCCAAUCCUUAUGGUUUGGUCGUUGCAAAUGACCUACCAUACAAAGAUUGCCGUUGGAACAAUCUUGGGUCUCAGGCGCCAUCAUCCACUGACUGCUAGUAGCGCAAGUGUGGCCGUCGUGAUCCGGAUGCCUUUUCUGCACCACUACGAGGACGCCGAUUUCCUUUAUUCAACCACCCAGAUCAUCAUCUGGUCAGUCAUCGAAACCGGACUCGGGAUCAUCGCCGGCAGCCUCAUCACCCUUCGCCCACUAAUCCGCUGGUGCACCGACGGCCGAGUAGGCCAGCCUGUCUCCGAGAACAAGAAAGCCAAGCUCAGUGAUCCAGCCUCCUCUCUGCCCCUCACCAGCCCGGAGAGCUACCCGCUUCCAUCCUCCCAGCCAGACCAUAUAUGGGCUUGCCCCAACUGCUACUACCCACUCGCAGCGCGAAUCUCGCCCCAGUCCAUCUCAAUCUGGCCAUCGAAAACGCCUGUGCAUACACCCCCACCAAACCAAAUCUUGAACCCGAGCCAAAGCUUGGAAGAGUUGAACCCCUUGGGCUACGACGGCCGUGACGUUCCUUUCACCCAUAACAGAACCAGUCCGCUCUCCAUAGUCUCGUCCAGACUCUCCUCUGUAUUCAGGGGGACACCAUAUCGUUGA
Penicillium chermesinum is the source of this 1230-nucleotide messenger RNA. RefSeq lists its product as uncharacterized. The record is from RefSeq and is a predicted model, not a curated record. NCBI's taxonomy places the organism in Eukaryota, Fungi, Ascomycota, Eurotiomycetes, Eurotiales, Aspergillaceae. The transcript has 5 exons. The coding region runs from base 1 to 1230 and encodes 409 amino acids.